GAAGCGGGAAAUGCGAAUAAGGAACAUCCAUGAUGUUGGGUUCAUUGACCCACACAUCGUUAAUUCACAUGUGUUAGAACACCACCCCGCCGACGUGGAGGAUGACCUGUGGCGGUUUAUUAGAAAACAGCAACAGAAAAGUGAUAUUCUAUUUCCUUACCAUUUUGGGUUCCACUGGAUUCUUAUGGUAAUUAAAGUUCAGACCUCCUCAGUUCUCGUCCACGACUCUCUGAAUAUGGAUCCGGCGCUUUGGGGCGACAUGAGAAAAAUGAUGCAAAAGGUUUGGAGACGGUUCGUAGAUACCAAGGUCGGUGAAUUCAAAAAAGAGCUACACUUUAAAAUGGCAGUGCGGACGACUGGGGAUACUCAGCCACCGGGGACCAAUCUAUGUGGAUACUAUGUUUGUGAGAGGAUCCGGAGAUACUGCAAUGAGCGGGACCAGAACUGUGAGAACAACAUCCUGAGGAAUAACCUCCGGAAGACGCUUAGUCCAGAAGCUCGCUUCCGACCACUUCAAGAGGAACUAGCUGGAUGGUUGGCGAGGGAAGUCAUCGAUCCUAGAGGAGAACACUAUUACGAUGACGUAGAACUUUAUAUGCACCAGAAUUUGUAACUAACUUGUUCAAAAUUGUAUAUGGUCAUCCGAUAUUGAAUAUAUAUUGUA
This is a messenger RNA of Lolium perenne, 664 nucleotides long. The record is from RefSeq and is a predicted model, not a curated record. NCBI's taxonomy places the organism in Eukaryota, Viridiplantae, Streptophyta, Magnoliopsida, Poales, Poaceae.